AUGUCUGCUCGCACUCAGGACCCGGACCUGGAGGAUGGCUCGACUACGGCGCAACAGACGCAAGAGCGCGACGAUGUUGGACAUCAGAAGCCUUUUGCGGCAGACUCGUCGCUUCUCGCCCCUGGACCGCACGCAGAAGCUGCAUCAAACGAACAGAGCCCAACAAGCUUGCUUCCGCCUCCCUCCCCGGCACCGGACUCGUCGGUCGGAAGUCCUCUCAGCAGUACGCAUCACGACAGUCCCGCCCCCACAUCGACCUUAUGGACGCAGUCAACCGCCGAUUCAGAACCUUUCCGCCAAACAACGGCAUCGAUGGAGCGCGAUGAACUGCUCUCCGUCCUCGAGGCGCUACACAGAUGCGCGCCGGACGAUCUGCAGACCAAGCUACAUCUCGGCGGCCACCUCCAUCGCAUGCUCGUUGAGGGCACUUCUCAUUCAGCGCCACCAAGAGCUCACAGCUAUCGCGACGACUUCCGCCAAGCCGGUGGCUUCCUCGUUGUCAUCCAGCUCAUCUCAACGCUCGAUGGAAACAAGGCCGAAGAGGGCCAGGCAGAGCUGCAGGUGGAGAUCUUCAAGCUCGCGCUUGCGAUCCUAGCCGCCUCGCUCGUUCAGCAUCCCGUCAACCUCAAGGCGUUCGAGACCACGGUCGGGUGGAAGGGCUUACAGGAUGCAAUUGGCAUUGCCGCAAACGCAGUCGUGCCGCCAGAUCAUGUCUAUGGCUCGUUGUUGGGUCUGGCCGUCGCAGACGUGGCUACGUUCGCAGGCAGAAUUGUCUCAACGCGGAGAUUCCUCGGCGAUCACGAUCCGAAGCAAGGAGAGGCUAUCACUCUGACCGCAGAGGAGGCCAGAACGACUCUGCUCAUGAACAGAGUCAAGGACCAGUGGACACCGGUACCAAACGUGGUUUUUCCUCAGACUAUUCGCAUUCUCGUCCAGCUUCUGCUCGGUCACGCCGGUCGCAAGGACGGGCAAGCUCGGCUCGGCUUGGAUGACGAAGGAACGUCCAUCGUUCUUCACACGCUACGCAGGUUGGUUGCCACGAGCCGCAGGAACCAGACGGCCCUCGCAAACUUUGGCCUCUCGGCACUACUGCUCGAUGCCACAUUGCCCACCAGUGUCGACGAUGAUACAGCCGCCCUCAUCGAGACUCACCGCGAUCUGGUAGCUCAAAUUUUGCAACAUCUGUACGCUGCCGCUGGAAUCCCCGACAAGGACGGCCGCAAGCUGCUCAUCUACCUCUGCACGCCCACUCCGCAGCUCCAAGAUUCGGAUGCAAGCGGCCAAGACGAUCGUCAUCGCGUACUGGACCUGUUGAACGAGGUCGCCAGCACCUCGCAAGAGCCCAACAUGGUGCUGUUCAGCAUGGCCGAACACGGACAUGCCUCGCUCGCCUUUUCCAGCCUCCCGCGUCCGUUUCCACCGUCACCAUCUACCUCGAGUGGUUUCACCUUCAUCACCACCUUCUCAAUCGAACGAUUCGAGCCGAGUCUCCCUAUCGACCUGCUCACGCUGUACGAUGCCCACCGCUCAUUUCACGUUCAGCUCGCCAUCGAGCCGGGUACAGGCCUUUUCAGCUACACGACCUCGGCCGCCUCAUCCGUCCCGCCGACCAGAUUCAACAGCUUCGCCUUCGCCACUGGCCGGCGGUACCAUCUCGUCUUCGUCCAUGCAAGUCCGCGAGGCGGCGCGCACAUGUCGCCAGCCAGGUUGUUUGUUGACGGCGAGCUCGUUGAAGAGAAGCUCGCGCCCUGGGCAGAGCCUGGUCGCAACGCGGCGUUCAGCGGCAAGGCGGCGGGAGGAGGCGCUGGCCAUGUUGCCAAUCCCGUACGCGCCGUACUGGGCUCGCCGCCGCAUUCUGGCUUCGAAGCGCAUCCGAAUGCAGCGCAAGCAUCACGCAGCCGUACCAACAGGCUCGUCUGGUCGCUCGGACCGACAAUGCUGCUAGAUGACGCCAUACCGAACGAUUUGCCGUUGGUUUUCUACGAGCUUGGUCCACGAUACACGGGCAACGCACAGGACUCGCUUGGUCGCUUCCUCACCUACAGUGCCAGCGCCAACAUCAAUCUACGACUCGACCAGGCCGCUCGCCGGCCCUCGGCAUCAGCUGCGUCGAAUGGUGCAGCCAGCACAGUGGCGCUAUCAGAGAAGGAGCUGUCGAACUUGCCGCUUGUCACCGCCAUCGCAGGCAGGGCGAGCGAUCUGAUCGCCGAGGAGCGGUUGUACUUUGUCAUCAAUGCAGCCAACACGGCGACAUUCGACCGCUGGAGUGCAGGUGCUGGCCGCGCUGCGGCUGCUGCGAACAGCCAGUCGGAUCCCUCGAAGCGAUCCGGCUCGCGCGUGGUGCUCAACCAGGCGGUGCCGCUUAAUCGAGAGGCCAUCGGUGCCUCGUUUGGACUGGCCAAGAUGUAUGGCGAGCCCGCAUUGCUCGUACCGCGUCCGCUCGACGAGGUGAUUUGGAAGCUCGGCGGCUGCGCUGUCCUCCUCAAGCUCAUUGCCGAUGCCGACUCGACCGCGACGCUCGCCAAGACGCUCAAUCUCUUCCUCGAGCUGAUCUCGCGCUCGUGGCGCCUGAGUGAGGACGUGGAGCGCUGCCAAGGCUACGAAGUGCUUGGGUUGCUGCUCGGCGAAAAGAGCCACCUCUUCAACGCCGAGAUCGUCUCGACACUCUUCAUCGCGAUGGGGAUCGAGAUGUCGGAUGCGGAGACGAAGGAUAACUCGCUGUUGGUCAACCCGUUCCUCUAUCGGAUCAUCAUGCUCGACUUUGAGCUCUGGUCGCGCACAGAAGAAGAGCUUCGCAUCAUGCAUCUGGAGCAUUUUGCCCUUUUGCUGCGUACAUCGCGCCACAGGAGGUUCAAUGCCAAGCGCAUCGCCAAGAUGCAGAUCGUGAAAAAGUUCAUCCACGCCAUCCGAUCUGGCAUGUACGAAGGGCAGUCGACUACGCUUGUGGUCGACGCGCUACGAGCCGUGCUCUCGCUCUCCUUCACCGAAGCGUCGGUGCGCAUCGUGACGUCCUACCUUGCAGCGCAGCUGUGCCGGACGACGGAACCUCAAUACCAGGCUAAAGUCGAAAUCGCGACGACGUCACAAGUCCGGCCGAAGCCGAAGCGGGCAGCAACCACCGAUGCAAGCGAAGCAGGAAUCUCUGGCAUCAGUGGUCCUGUAGCAUUGCCCUCCUCGUCUCCGAUGCGGGUGCCUGAAGCAUCACAUUCCAAGACACCAGACGACGUUGGGCAGGCACUUGCCAUCUUCGAGCUACUUUCGCAGAUGCUGGCGGAGCGGCGUAGCCACCUCUUUCGCUUUGCCGAUGUGGUCAACGUAAAAUGGCUGCUGCUCUUCAUUCACCCGCGCGCCGAGACGAAGGCGGCCGAGCUGGCGCUGCAGAUCCUCACGCGACUCUUGCUGCAUCCGGAGCUGGAGUACGCGCAGCGCUUGAGUACGUCAGGCGGCUUCAAGGUGCUGGAGCGUCUCCUGCCCCGAUUCUGGUCUGCCUCUUCCGUCCUGCCGCUUCUUUGGUCUGCGCUUUUCGGUGUUGAGGCGCCCUCGCCUGUGCCAAAGCUAUCUACGCUGGUGCCUCUGCCGACACGCGGAGCGUCCAAACCAAUCGCGUGCGCGCCAGUCUUGCGCGCGAUUCUCUCGUGUCUCAAAGAGGGGAUGCGCACAACAGCGGCCAGGAAGAGCGGAUUGCCCGGCCGCUUGCGGCUCAUUCGUUCGAGGCCUUCGGAAGCGCUCGAGGCGGAAACUACGGAGCUUUCUUCGCAUCACAUCGUCGCGGCUGGAGCGUCGCAUCGCCGAACGCAUACGCGCCAGCGCAGCCGUUCGAUGAACGUCGACCUCAAAGCUCUUGAGCAAGCGGCGCAAACGACCAACGAGGUCACCGUGCUCAUUGAAACAAUCGAGCUCUUGCAGGCGUAUGGUCGGCACUCUCCGGAGCUCAGAGAGCUGAUCUUCUCGCCCAUCAUCCUCCGUGGUUUGGUGGACUGCAUCUUUCCUUACGUCAGGAGUAACAACCUGACAGCUGACGCGGACCAGAGCUUUGGACCCAAAACCCUGGCCGCAGAGGACAAAGGCAGUGCAGGGACUCGGUCACGGAUGGGAGGUCUCGAUGCCACGACUGCCGACGUGGUCGAGAUGGCGGACGCGUUGCUCGUUCUCGUAGCACAGCUGGCGGCCGACUCACUGCUAUCGACGGGCUCCGUUGCCAUCCUCUCGGCGAUCGACCAGGCGCUGCCGCCCACCGAUCUCGCGCAGCAGACCGUGUUCCGUUGUGCACUGCUGGCCGAAACGACCCGCAAGAUCCGGCUUGUGAUUGCGAGCCAGCCUCGCCAGGCACUGGCCUCGGCUGAGACCAUCGCCCUGUUCAUCGAGACAGCCUCAGACGAGAUCCUGUCCGGUCAAGCUGAACUGGAAGAGCAGCUCUUACAGGCAGCACUGGCCCUGCUCCGCGUUCUCCCGCUUUCGGAAGAUGGGACUGGCGCAAAGAUGGAUACGCGGGCCGCAGCCACGCUCUACAUGAGCCUCAAUCGCAUCAUCCUGCUGCGAAUUGCAGCCUGCCAAUCCGAUGCAAAGACUUUGGAUGGAAUCCUGCAGAACCACGAGGUAGUUUUGCAUCCCGCGAACCAGGACUCAACCUUCUUCGAGUGUCUGGUCAAUCACCUUCUGCACGUCUUGCGCGUGGCGCCGGGCUCUGACGACGCUCAGGAGCCUUACAUCAAGGCGUUCACCUUCUUCAAUCUCGUGGCCUUGGCGAGACCUGCGGCAGUAGAGGGCGCACCGCUCGCAGCUUUCAACGAAUCUCAGCAAAGGAGCGCCAUCGACAACGACGGCACCGAGGAUGCCGCUCCACCAAGUCCGCUUCCCUACGAGGCAGCUUGGAACAGCUUUUCGAAAAGUCGAGAAACGCUGCGGGCGGCAGCACACAUGGAGAGGCUUCAGCAGCUGCACGAUUCCCUCCGCCGCGUCGACAACCGAGAGCAGCUGGUGACGAGCACCGAAAAUCGCAUGGUCGCCUGGCACUCUAGCCUCGUCGAGGCGGAAAACGUGCGUAAAGCCAAGUUCGUCAAUGAUCUUCGCGAGAUGCAGACGUUUGCCGGUAUGCAGUGGCGCGAGCUGCAGUUCAGUCUCACGAGAGAGCGGGCGCUGCUGGAUGCAGGCAGUAGUCAGAGUGCAAAGCCGAUCUGGCGACUCGAUCCAACCGAGGGCCCCGAUCGGAUCCGACUCAAGCUUCAACGAAUCGAUCCAGGGAUGCUUCGGAACACCGACAUGGCGCCCCAGAUGAGCGAGGCGACCCUCGAGCCGGCAAUGGCUUCAUCACCCGGAGAUGCCGCGAAUGGGGAGUCGUGGCACGGUGCAGAGGCGUCGAUGGACGACGCUCUCGUCGUUCCGCCCGCAUCAGAGGCGUCGACUCGUGCAGCAGAGGCUCAAGCACCCGAUGCGGCCUUGGAGCUGCCUGAUGUUGCCAAUUCGAGCGCUGCCGAUGCCUUGGGCGAGUCGUUCCACGAGGACAAGUACCGGCGAGUCCUGCGUUCCCUCGAGCGCGGCGACGUGAUUGAAGCCGUCUUUAACACCUCGCGCGUUGUCGGCAUAGAGUCGCGAGGCUGCCUGCUCAUCCUCGGCAAGCUUUGCGUGUACCUGAUGGAUGACUAUUUCCAACGCCCGAACGGAGAGCUCAUCAACGUUUGGGAAGCACCCGCCGAGGAGCGCGACACGCUCGUCAUGGCGACGCUGGCCGGCGAUGCAUCCAAACCGUCGGACCUCAUCCGCGACCUCGAAGGUGAGGCUCAGACGCGCAAGUGGGCGUGGACUUCGGUGCAGAUCUGCCAUCGCCGCUCGUGGCUUCACCGGCGAACUGCGGUGGAAAUCUUCUUUGAAGACGGACAGAGCUGCCUGGUGGUGUGUCCGGAAACAGCCACUGCGCAGAAGAUGCAUCGGGAGCUGCAGAUCCGCGCUCCGUCCGCAGUGUCAUCGGCAGAGGCCAUGCGCGAAGCGAUCCGUGAAAGAGUGACAGUAGGCGUCUCGUCGUCUUCGUCCUCGGCUGCGUCCGCGUCUGGCUUCGGAUCCAGGCUGGCGGGCGCAGUGCUGGGACGCUCUUCAAGCUGGGGCGCCAUGACCACGGCGUGGCGAGAGGGCCGGCUGAGCAACUUUGCCUACCUGAUGGCGCUCAACACGCUUGCUGGGCGCUCGAUGAACGACCUCACCCAGUUCCCGUGCUUCCCUUGGGUGCUGGCCGACUAUACCAGCGAGGAGCUGGAUCUGACUGACCCGGCAACCUUCCGAAAGCUCGAGCUGCCCAUGGGAGCCCAAACGCCCAUUCGACGCAAAGAGUUUGAGGAUCGUUACGUGCAGCUUCAGGAAGUCGAUAUGGACCCGUUCCAUUACGGCACGCACUACUCUACAGCGUCGACGGUGUGCGGCUUCUUGAUCCGCACGCGGCCCUUCGAGCGCCUGCUGAUGGCAUUGCAAGGCGGCAACUUCGACCUUGCCGAUCGUACGUUCGGUUCGGUGGGCAAAGCGUGGAUGUCGGCCUCCGAAUUGUCGCGAGGCGACGUGCGCGAGCUGCUGCCGGAAUUCUUCUACCUGCCCGAGUUCCUCAGCAACACGAACCGGUUCGAUUUUGGCAUCACGCAGGCGGGUGAGGUGAUCGACGACGUCGAGCUGCCUCCGUGGGCCAAGCAGGAUCCGCGGUUGUUUGUGCUCAAGCAUCGCGAGGCGCUCGAGUCCGAAUACGUGUCGCAGCGCCUGCAUCACUGGAUCGACUUGAUCUUUGGCUAUCGAUCGAGGGGUCAGGAAGCUGUUGAGAGCACCAAUGUAUUCCAUCCGCUCAGCUACGAGGAUGCGGUCGACCUGGACGCGAUCGAAUCGGCCAUGGAGCGGCAAGCGGCGGCGCAGGUGAUCCACAAUUUCGGACAAACACCAUCGAAGCUCUUCCAUCAUCCGCAUCCGCAGCGCAAGCGCCGGCUGCAUCCGACGUUACCGGCGAGCGACCGAUUCGGGCUGCUGGAGCACCCACGUCUGGUGGUCCAAGGCAUCGCGCCCGUACGGACGCUCAAGAAUGCGGUGCACUUUAUCUAUCCGCUCCAUCCGGAGCGAGCGUUUGCCUCGCCCAGGGACUACCUCAUCCUGCCCAAGCUGGGCGUCUCGCUCUCGACGGACCACUUGGACGGCAGUCUGCGCAUGUACAGCUCACGCGACGCCAGGCGUCCGCUGGCCGCGGUGGAGCAGAUGGUUCCGGACCGGAUCACGUGCAUCGCCCAGGCGCGGGCCAGGUCGAUCGUAGUUGGAAGCUCUGACGGCAUGGUCAGCAUCUGGGAGCUCGAUGGCGCCAAGCGCGAAGUGACGCUGUCGCGGCUGCUGCGAGGGCACGACGACGCGGUGCUGUGCGUGGCAGCCUCCGCGUCUUGGAGCGUCGUGCUGACUGGCUCCAAGGACGGCACGGCGAUCGUUUGGGACCUCAAUCGAGGCGCAUACGUGCGGACGCUGCGCGGGCAUGAUUCGAGCGUGCAUCUGGUGGCGAUCGACGAAAAGACGUGCCAUCUGGCGACGGCGUGCGGUCCGGAGGUGCGGCUGUGGUCGGUGAACGGCGAGCUGCUGGCAUGUCUGGCGACGAGCGCCAACCUGUCCGAGCCGAUCUCGAGCCUGAGCUUCCUGGAGCGAGACUACCACGUCGGACGUCUGGCGGUGCUGCUGACGGGUCACCGUGGCAGGGUGAUUGCCUGGGAGGCGGUCUCGGUGCAUGCUUCCGCCGCUGCUGCCGAAUUGUCUGCCGGGUCCAAGCGAUCUGUUUCCGGUGCAGGCCAAUCGCUCCGGUCGAGGCAACAACGCCGCAUGGUGUCGGAAGGCAGUACGCACAGCGCGCACCACGGCCCUGCCUCACCAUCGUCCGCCGAGCUGGUGUGGCGACUGGCCGCGCUGCACAUCUUUGACCACCACGAUCGACUCGGAGGCACAGAGGUUGGCGGGGAAGCGGCCGGUGCAGCUAGGGCAGGAAGCAGCGGAGCGACGCGCAGUCGGCCGCCGCUCGUCACUGCCAUCGCCACGACGCCGCGGAUGGUGCUGACGGGCGACGAGCACGGCCGGCUGUACCAGUGGACGCUGAUGGGCGAAGGCGUGCCGGUGCCGGACUCUGUGGCGUCGCACUGCAUGAACGCGAGCUGCCGUCGACGCUUCGGCAUGCUGGAUGGACGCCGUCACUGCGCGGGCUGCGGCGGCCUCUUCUGCAGCGCGUGUGCGGCGGCGCACCGCUCGAUGCCCGCGCAGCAGCGCUUCUGCGCGCACUGCCACGAUGCCAUCGACGGCUCCGGCUAUUUUGACGACCUUUCUGGUCUCGAUUCUUCCAGUACAAGCGGACAGAGUUGA
Moesziomyces antarcticus is the source of this 8352-nucleotide messenger RNA. RefSeq names its product beige/BEACH domain-containing protein. NCBI's taxonomy places the organism in Eukaryota, Fungi, Basidiomycota, Ustilaginomycetes, Ustilaginales, Ustilaginaceae. The record is from RefSeq and is a predicted model, not a curated record. Gene Ontology annotation, molecular function: metal ion binding; protein binding. The transcript has a single exon. The coding region runs from base 1 to 8352 and encodes 2783 amino acids.